This is a messenger RNA of Aspergillus bombycis, 996 nucleotides long. Its product is annotated as U2 snRNP complex subunit HSH49. The transcript is spliced from 4 exons. Gene Ontology annotation, cellular component: nucleolus; U12-type spliceosomal complex. The record is from RefSeq and is a predicted model, not a curated record. Gene Ontology annotation, molecular function: RNA binding. Gene Ontology annotation, biological process: positive regulation of mRNA splicing, via spliceosome. Bases 1 to 996 code for a protein of 331 amino acids. Lineage: Eukaryota; Fungi; Ascomycota; Eurotiomycetes; Eurotiales; Aspergillaceae.
AUGUCCGGUGCAAGGCAUUGGGAGCAGGAUAAAGAGGCCACCGUCUACAUUGGCAAUCUUGAUGAAAGGGUCACAGAUAGCCUGGUAUGGGAGUUGAUGCUGCAGGCAGGGCGCAUCGUUAACGUUCAUCUGCCGAAAGAUCGAGUCACACAGUCCCAUCAAGGUUACGGGUUUGUUGAAUUCAUCAGCGAAGAGGAUGCAGAAUAUGCAUCCCGAAUAAUGAACAGCAUCCGUUUAUAUGGGAAGCCAGUACGCGUGAACAAAGCGUCUGCUGACAAGCAGAAGUCGGUGGAAAUCGGUGCAGAACUUUUUGUUGGGAACCUUGACCCCAUGGUCACGGAACAAGUCCUUUAUGACACAUUUAGUCGGUUUGGGAAUUUGGUCAACUUACCGAAGAUUGCACGAGAUGACAAUAAUCUAUCAAAGGGCUAUGGAUUUGUGUCAUUCGGCGAUUUUGAGUCAUCGGAUGCCGCCAUAGCAAACAUGAAUGGCCAGUACCUCAUGAAUAAACAGGUCUCGGUACAAUACGCCUAUAAGAAAGAUGGCAAGGGUGAACGCAUGGUGAUCAAGCUGAGCGGAUGUUCAGGAACCCCUAUGGUGCCCCCGACUAUGGCCAAUGGCGACAGCUCUAGGCCGAUCAGCACUGGACCUCCUGACCUAGGGAUGGGCAGAGGCAUUGCGCCCUCUAAUGUUGGUUUUUCGAAUGUGCCUCCACCGCAACAACACAGGUCUGUUCCACCUGUGACACCUUUGGCAAAUCCACCACCAGGCUUGCCAGCGCGGCCUCCACCUUCACAAGCCGGCUAUGGCGGUCCACCGCAGGCUUUCUUACCUCCAGCCUUCAACAAUACCGGUCAGCAACCAUCUUUUCCUCCACAGCCAGCGCCACCUCCAGGCUUCGCUCCUCCCGGCUUUGGCCCUCCUACUGGGAAUGCUGCUCCCCCGCCACCAUUACCCCCAGGAUUUCAGCAGCCAGCAUAUGGUCGGGGCCGAUGA